Messenger RNA from Zeugodacus cucurbitae (melon fly), 2127 nucleotides. It is a transcript of the gene beg, whose product is annotated as probable malonyl-CoA-acyl carrier protein transacylase, mitochondrial. The record is from RefSeq and is a predicted model, not a curated record. NCBI's taxonomy places the organism in Eukaryota, Metazoa, Arthropoda, Insecta, Diptera, Tephritidae. Gene Ontology annotation, molecular function: transferase activity. The transcript has 2 exons. The coding region runs from base 137 to 1318 and encodes 393 amino acids.
AUAUAAAAAAAUGAUAUUGUCAUGAGUCUUCUGAAAAUUAAAACCAUUUGACUGAUUACAACACUGGAUCUGUGCUAUCACAUGCAUCAGCUGUUUAUUGGCCGGUGCCUUAUCAUAAUAAAGUUCUGUGAAAGAAAUGCUACUUCAAAGGUAUAUUUUAUCAAAAUGGGCUUUAAAAGCACCAAUCAGAAGUUUUCUUGGGGGAGUCCAAGUACGCCUUAUAAGCAAAAAUGCAGAGGAUACGAAUCCCGACACAAAUCAGCCGACAACCACACAGGAUUCGGCAACAUCUAAUGUACAAAAGCGCUCACAAAUGCAUUUGGUAAAUGCGUUGGAAAAUGAUGUAAACGAACGGCGUGCUAUCGAUCCAAAAGAAACAUCUAUUAUGUUAUUUCCUGGUCAAGGAUCACAGUAUGUUGGAAUGGCGGCGCAACUAAUGCGAUUUCCUUCAGCGCGAUCUAUAUUUGAAUUAGCAAAUGAAGUGUUGGGUUAUGAUUUGCUGAAAGUUUGUCUUGAAGGUCCACGCGAGAAACUUAAUCGCACUGAACAUGCUCAACUAGCUGUGAUGGUUUCCUCUUUGGCCGCAUUGGAACAAUUACGCGAGGAAAGACCUCGUGCUAUUGAGAAUUGUGUAGCAGCAGCAGGGUUUAGUUUAGGCGAGAUUACGGCAUUAGUGUUUGCCGGAGCAUUGCCAUUCGACAAAGCGUUACGUUUAGUACAGGUUCGUGCUAACGCAAUGCAAGCGGCAUGCGAUGCUGUGCCCAGUGGAAUGGCGCUAAUUUUAUACGGUCCUGAUACACAAGUUGGAACUAUUUGCGCACAAGCGCAACAGUGGUGUUUGGAACGUGGUGUAGAAGCUCCAUAUUGCGGCAUAGCAAAUUAUAUGUAUCCACAUUGCAAGGUACUGGCUGGACAUCUGGAUGCUUUGCAAUACAUAGAGGUAAAUGCGAAGGCUCUAAAAAUUAGACGAAUGAAACGUUUACAAGUAAACGGAGCUUUCCAUACGCCUAUUAUGCAAUCUGCCGUUGAACCCUUUGCCAAGGCACUAAAAAAUAUUCUAAUAAAGGAUCCACUUAUUCGAGUAUUUUCAAAUGUAGACGGCAAACCGUACCGAAAUGGGACGCAUAUAUUAAAACAGCUACCAAAACAAAUUGUCAAACCAGUGAAAUGGGAACAAACGAUGCAUUUAAUGUAUGAACGUCGGCAAGGAGUUGAUUUUCCACGAACAUUUGAGUGCGGCCCUGGUAAGGGAUUGAAACAAAUACUCGACAAAGUGAAUGCUAAAGCCGCUAAUACAGCAUUCAAUGUUGAAGCGUAGUAUUUAAAAAAAAAUUGUUAAAAUAUGAGUGAAAUGUUACUUUAUGACAGUUGUUUCUAGUAAAGUGAUUUGUUUGAAAAUAAUAUAUUUUCUUUUCUUAAUUGACUCUGUAAACAAGUGUUCUGCUUUCUAUCACAUAUCAUUUAAAUCAUAACAAUUGCUAAAGCACAAUUACAAUGAUUUCAUACUUGUUUUUUUAAGAAAAGUACGAAGUGAAUCUAUUUGGAAAACCCGUAGCCAAUGCUCAAUUUAAAAUGUCAGUUCUUUAAAUUACUUAACUCUACAAAAGAAAAUCGCAUUUUUUCUACAAAAUGUCUAUUUUCUAGUUUUCAAACCACAAACAAUAUCAUUUUAUAGCAAAAAACUGUUAUAAUUAAUUGGUUUAUUGGAAAACAGCGACACUGUUACAAUAAUUGAACUUUAUUUAUAUUUUAAGCCUUUUAAUUUAUAUAAAUAUUUAAUGAAUAUAGAAAACAAUUCAUUUAACUUUUGUCAUCUCGUGCACGCAUUCUAUGCACGAAAGCGGCACCCUUAUUUUUGCGGAAAUUCUCAAAGGGGUCAUUCAUAUUAAUUCCAACACCCUAAAAAUAUAAACAUGAAUAAUUUCUAAAUAAGUUGCCAAAAAAUAUUUGAAUACCUUAAACAUGUCUUUUCGAUCGCGCACUUCGCCUCCUGAGAUGGGUUGUUCAAUGCCCUGUUGUUUUGAGCCGAGACCAGUACCUGAGCCAGCCCAACCCAUUUUCUUUAGCAUUUGAUGACCCUUAUUUGUUUCUUCGAUAAAUUCAUUGGGUUUCGGGAAAUUACCACCA